Molecule: messenger RNA, 213 nt
Organism: Rotaria sp. Silwood1
Lineage: Eukaryota; Metazoa; Rotifera; Eurotatoria; Philodinida; Philodinidae
Source: the annotation of a GenBank genome assembly
AUGCAACAAACAUUUUAUCUUUUACAGAAUAGUCCAUUUUAUGUUGUUAUGAAAAUUCGUUUUCAAGCUUUACUUGCUCUUAUGAGUAUAGUAAAUGCCAUGGAAAAUACACAAGUAUGUCAUAUAUUAUCAAAAGAUGAAUUACCAAUAGAAAUUGAUGUUGGUCAAGAACAUCGAUAUCAUAGUGUAUUUGCUUGUUCAAUUCUUCGAUAA